AUGCUAUUUUAUCGUGGCCCACAAUACCAUCAGUCGACAUCUUUGAAAAACAGUACAAUUCUUCACCCUUGGUUGACAGUGGAUGACGAGUUAUGGCAAUCAACCGAUCGACUUUGGCGGGAUAAAAUGAAACUGCACCUUCAGUUGGCAAAUACUUAUUUGGACAUUGAACAAUACGAUUAUGAUUUUGCCGAAAAGAAGAAUCUAUCUAGUCUUUGUUGGAAACGUGCUAUCUAUUCAUUGGUUGAACAAUUACGUCAAGCUUUUCGUCGACAUCAUCUACUCGUUGCUACUCUUGAUUCGGACAAAGAUGAAUUGGAUGAUAUUAUCAACUUGCGAAUCGACAUGAAUGAUGGUGAUGCAUCUAUCCCUGUGAUGACUGAAAAUGGAAUGACCAUGAUCCCUCUUUCUGAUGACGAUGAUGAUGAUGAUGGUGAUGAUGGUGAUGGGACUGAGAAUCGACACGUAGACAAAUUGGAACUUCAAACAAUUCUCGACAAACACCUACACAUGCUUAGAAUUUGGAUGAAUACAUUUAUAUCUGAUGCAGAUGGAUUUUAUCAACAUGCAAUGGUGGUGAUACUCCGUGAUGAUGAUCAUCUUGAUGACAAUGACAAAAUGUUGAAGGUAUUGGAUGAUAGUUUACUUAGCUGGUGGCGUAGUCGACGAUGGAAAUGGACCAAAUAUAUCCCUUACCGUGGUGAUCUUGCACGCUAUCGAUUUAUCUAUGGUCAACAAACGACUGAUUAUGAACUUGCUUGGUGUUGGUACUCUCUUGGUGCAUGGAUGAUUCCUGCCACAGGUCGAUUUUACUUUCAUCUGUCGUUACUGUUGAAUGCUCCUCAAUAUUCACCUCUUCAUGAACUUCACAAACUCUACUUUGGAACACGUAGUCUGAUGGUACGCCGCAAUGGAUUUCUCAAUGCUCGUGAAGGUUUGAUUACUCUUUUUGAAAACAAUCGACAAUGGCAAGCCAAGGUAUCUCCAAAACAACAACAACAACAACAACAACAACGAUCCAAACGACGACAAUAUAGAAAACGUAAAGGUUCAGAGGUUAACUUGGUCAGUUCGGACAAAUUGGUGACUGGAUUAUUCAUACGACUUCAUGGCAUGCUGUUUACUAGGAUUGAUCUGGAUUCAUUUAUGUACACUAAAAGACGGUAUUUCGAAACAUUAUUUCCUAUGGAUGAUGAUACCUCUCCCACAACAACGACAACAGCGACACCAUUGAGCGUGGAUACAACUUUAUCAGGUCAACAUAUGUUUUGGUUGGAAACGAUUUUGAUGAAUUUAUCGGCAUUGUACAAUUACGAUUAUGCAUCUUCCACUCUUGCCAAAGCGGUAACAUUGAAUAAAAUGCGGUGCAUGGGAUGUGAUCUGAUCAAGCCUCAACAAGAAGAACUGGAUGAAUUUUUGGAUACGUUGAAUGAUAGUCUCUUGUUCGAAAAAAACGUCGAUGUUGUGAAUGAUGAACAAGCACCAUGGCUUAUUUAUAUCCAAGUACUCUUACAAUGGUUGGCAGUGACUGGCAUUGGUAUUCGACCUACUACUUGUGGUGAUGGUAAUAAAGAUGGUUUGAAAAGUAUGUGGGAAACAGUGGUAGGCAAUGUGAUGGAUCAUCCCUAUGACAACAAGAAGAACAGCAAAGAUCAAAUCAAAAUGACUGGUAGCUUUUGGCGAUUAUUGAUGAGCUUUCUUACACAAACACUCCAUGGAUUACCUGACAACCUUAGAUAUCAAGUGAUCAAUCGACAUUUAUUGGAUCAAGACAAUCAAUGGGCAACAGAUGAACAACAUGGUUGGACUCCAAAAAUAUGGGAUGCCUUGAUGAUGAGAUUGAUGGGUCCUCAUCCUUACUUACCAGAAGAAGAAUAUUUACGUGGCCUGGGCUGGUUAGAUGAUCUAUUUUUGGACAAAUCAAGAAUACGGAUGGAAGAGAUAUCUGCUCUAGGAGAAGAUGUGAAUGAACAAAAUUUGGAUCUAUCCAUUGAUACACAAAGACGGAUCAAAAUAUUGGAUUAUGGUUUUAUUCUUGUUCAGCAAAUGAAUGAAACUUUAGAAUAUGAUCCUGUACAUGAACAAUUUUUGGUAAAAGAAGUAUUGGAAGAAUCAUGUUCGGAACAAGACACAAUAACCCCGAUGUUACCUAUUCUUACGGCAAUGGAUGAUGCUGUAUUGUUUGACACUCUUCUGACAAGUGGCAAUGAUGAAGAACAAGAAGAUACCCAGGAACAAGAGCCUUAUGCGGAUCUAAUCAAUGAUGACGACAAUGAGGAAGAGGAUGAUAUGAUGGGACAAUUGAAGAAACGACGGGAACAUUUACAAUCGAUGUUGGCAACCAUGACAGAAGAAAAGAAACAUGCAGAUAGAUAUGGAUAUCAAAAACUAUCGGUUCGACGCGGCAAGGAACGUGAAGCAAGAUUAGAUCGACUUCGAGAAAAAGUGGUACCUGGACAAACAGUAUUGGUAUUGGAUACAAAUUGCUUUAUUGGUCAUAUGGAUACUAUUCGAAAAUUGAUUCAAGGUGGUAUUUGGUCUAUUGUGAUUCCACUUGUUGUGAUUACGGAAUUGGAUGGAUUGAAAGGAAAUGCACCACCCUUAGGAACAAUAGCAGCCGAAGCAUUAACAUUGAUUGAAACCACGUUGGUGUCGAAUAAACAAAAAGGGGUACGACCUGAUGCACUCCGGAUCCAAACAUCUCAUCAUAACUUUAUGCAUGAUAUCUCGAUUCGAUCUGAACAAUUUGUAUUUGGUGAAACUGAUAAGAAUUUGGAUGAUUUGAUUUUAUCCACUUGUCUUUGGUGGAUCAAAAAACAACAACAACAACAACAAAUCGGUGUACCUGUAUGUUUAGUAACGGCGGAUCGCAAUCUUAGUGUCAAAGCAAGAGCUCGUGAUGUACAAGUGAUACCUGUAUCUGGUUUAAUGGAAUUAGAUCCUUCUCGAUCUUGA
Messenger RNA from Halteromyces radiatus, 2955 nucleotides. RefSeq lists its product as uncharacterized. The transcript is spliced from 6 exons. Gene Ontology annotation, cellular component: telomerase holoenzyme complex. Gene Ontology annotation, molecular function: telomerase RNA binding; telomeric repeat DNA binding; protein binding. Bases 1 to 2955 code for a protein of 984 amino acids. Gene Ontology annotation, biological process: nuclear-transcribed mRNA catabolic process, nonsense-mediated decay. Lineage: Eukaryota; Fungi; Mucoromycota; Mucoromycetes; Mucorales; Cunninghamellaceae. The record is from RefSeq and is a predicted model, not a curated record.